This is a messenger RNA of Brassica napus (rape), 571 nucleotides long. RefSeq names its product peroxiredoxin-2E, chloroplastic-like. Gene Ontology annotation, molecular function: thioredoxin peroxidase activity. Bases 1 to 441 code for a protein of 146 amino acids. The transcript is spliced from 2 exons. Gene Ontology annotation, cellular component: cytoplasm. The record is from RefSeq and is a predicted model, not a curated record. Gene Ontology annotation, biological process: cellular response to oxidative stress; hydrogen peroxide catabolic process; cell redox homeostasis. Lineage: Eukaryota; Viridiplantae; Streptophyta; Magnoliopsida; Brassicales; Brassicaceae.
AUGUAUAGAAUAUAUAUACCAUCAAUUUACCCGCAUCAUCAUAGAGGCCCACUAUUUUAUUUCGGAUUCGCCGUCCCGGGCGCCUUCACUCCGACCUGCUCGCAGAAACACGUCCCUGGAUUCGUCUCCAAGGCCGGAGAGCUCAGAUCCAAAGGCGUGGACGUCAUCGCGUGCGUCUCCGUGAACGACGCGUUCGUGAUGGAGGCGUGGAGGAAGGACCUCGGGAUCGAGGACGAGGUGAUGCUGCUGUCCGAUGGGAACGGAGAGUUCACGGGGAAGCUCGGCGUGGAGUUGGAUUUGAGGGAUAAGCCUGUGGGGCUCGGAGUUAGGUCGAGGAGGUACGCGAUUCUGGCGGAGGAUGGUGUGGUGAAGGUGCUGAAUCUUGAGGAAGGAGGCGCUUUCACUAACAGUGGUGCUGAGGAUAUGCUUAAAGCUCUUUGAUUCCGUUUUGUCUUAAGACUUUUGUUCUCUUUGUGUUGAAUUUUCUUCUGUCUUUUAAUUUUCUUGAAGCUUUCAGAUUCUGUGUAUCAUCGGAUCUGUAAUGGAAUAAAACAUCGGAGUCGUUUUUGUU